Aspergillus fijiensis CBS 313.89 is the source of this 1459-nucleotide messenger RNA. RefSeq lists its product as uncharacterized. The transcript is spliced from 2 exons. The record is from RefSeq and is a predicted model, not a curated record. Bases 389 to 1183 code for a protein of 264 amino acids. Lineage: Eukaryota; Fungi; Ascomycota; Eurotiomycetes; Eurotiales; Aspergillaceae.
UAGGCUUCGGUGUGGUCAUUCCGAUAGCAUCGUGACUCAUGCCGGGCUGGUCCCAGCAUCUGUCAAUCAAGAAAGAGAAUAGCUAUCCCAAUCCAUAACAGUUUUCCUGCUUGAAGAGAGCCAUUCACCCAACACUUGAGCCGAUACAGAGACGUGGAGCCUACUACAUAGGCAAAGCGACCGCCUCUUUCUGCAAUCUCUCCUGUCUGCCUAUAUCGUCUAUCACAGCCACCCCACCCCAACUAUCAAACUGUCUUCCUUCAUCCGACACCUUAUACCUCGCCAUCUUUAUCCUCAAGGCCAAGCAAGUCAAGAACCUUGCUGCUCUAGUGCAAUAUUGACCACACGAAGAAUCCACGCCUCGAACCUCUCUCUCACGCCCCCAAACAUGUGGAACUUCAACCUCGAGGGACACACUAUUACGCUGUCCGGAAGGAAGCUUCGAAUUGAGGAACAGCUGACGGAGGUGCUAGACCUUGAACUGGGCGAGCGGAGCGUUCUCCUCAAGGCCCGAAACCUCGAGAAGAAUGUUGUUUCCCUCAUUCGAAUGCGCUACCAGCUGGACCCGAGGGGCUUCGAACUCAUCUCCGAGGACGACAAGAAGAAGGUCCUGCACAUUGCCGAGCAGGAGUUCCUCUACGAGUGCGAAGCCAUCCAGCUACUUGGGGACGCAGGGCUGGGACCCAAGUAUGCCGACCACCUGAUAUGCUACCAACCGGACUGGAUGCCCUUCCCGGGGGGGUAUGGCCACUUCCUGGUGAUGACGGUGCCCCCGGGCGACAACCUCGACGAGAUCAGCGACGAGCUUACCAAUCGUCAACUGGACAGCAUCCGGACGCAGUUGGCGCGUAUUCUCGAGCUACUGCGGAAGAACAGUCACAAGCUGGUUGACCAACACCCCAGCUAUCUGAACUACGACGUUCGCACCAACAAGCUCUACCUGGUUGAUCUCACCCACCUUCGCGAGACCGACCCGACCGCCGCCACCUCCUUCCCGAUCGACGAGGAGAGUCCGUACGUCGAAGCGUUCAAUCUCUGGCGCGCGCCGUAUCGUAAGCCUGAGACGGGUUCGAGGGGAGGAGGGAGCCAAGCGCCACGAUCGGAUACGUCGGCCGGCAACCGGAAGGCCCCCUCGUCCGAUCAGCUCACCAAGAAGGAAAAUCGGCCCCCGUGGAGACAUUGAUUUCGCAAACGGUAUUUUCGGGAACCUUGAACGUCUGACGGAUGAGACGGCGUUUGGGACUUGGGAGUUUUACACUCGCCGUCGCUUUUCCUUUUCUUUUCUUUCUUUCUUCUUUUUUUUUUCUCUCUCUUUUUUUUCUUCCCGCACCACAUAGCUACGGCACGUCUUCGCCCUAGGUAGUGGACUGCGCGCAAAUCAAGGGCCUGGCGACCUGAUGCCGAUACAUAGGUAGUAAUAACCUCUCUCUUGCUUGGAAAUGAAAUUCGUGUGUUUGCU